AUGAUUACCAUCGCCGUCCCUUCAGUACCCCGGAUUUUCAUCGCAGCCGCACAGGGGAUAUGUGGAUAUUGGAGACCGCUACCUUCCUAUUCGAUGGAUGUUGGGCUUGCCAAGAGAGUUUUCCACGACGGAUCCAACCAGCGUUUCAACGAAUAA
Messenger RNA from Histoplasma mississippiense, 156 nucleotides. RefSeq lists its product with no specific name. The transcript is spliced from 3 exons. NCBI's taxonomy places the organism in Eukaryota, Fungi, Ascomycota, Eurotiomycetes, Onygenales, Ajellomycetaceae. The record is from RefSeq and is a predicted model, not a curated record. The coding region runs from base 1 to 156 and encodes 51 amino acids.